CAACAAUCGGUAAAAGAAAAUAAACACGUUCACUUGCUACGCUCUCAUUAUUGUUAUUGUCAAAUACAAAUUAAAAUGGAAAUUGUUCUACUUGCAGCACUUGCUGUAAUUAUUCUAGUUUUAAUCGUUGGAUUGACUAUAUUUUCCCGUAAAGGAUCUAAAAAAUUAAAGACCGAACCACCGGCACAAGCAGCUCAGGGUCAACGAGUUCGUCGAGUCGCAGGCGUCAGGAAUGCUCGUCAACGAAUCCGAAACGAUGCCCAGCCACAAGUCAAUCAAGAACAACAAAAUAGAUCCGACGACGAGGAGAAUCAGGAGACCGACGAGAAACCCGAUAUUCCCGAGGGUAAAAUAGGCGCGAAGAAAAAAGCAAAACUCGAGGCGAAAGCGGAGAAGAAAGCCCAGAGGGAAGUUUUAGAACGUGAACGCGAUGAUCGUAAGAAACGAGAGCAAUUAUUGCAGGAAGAACGCGAUAAGCAAACGGAAAAGGAGCGCGAGGAGGAGAAGAGAAAAGAGGAAGCAGAGAAAAAGGCGAGAGAGGAAAAGGAGAGACAGGAGUACGAGGAAUAUUUGAAAAUGAAAGAGGCUUUUAGCGUUGAGGAGGAAGGAUUCGAGGAAAAGGACGACGAUGAGGAGAGAAAUUUAUUACAGGAUUUUAUUAAUUAUAUAAAGCAAAAUAAAGUUGUUAUCCUGGAGGAUCUCGCUGGUCAUUUCUCGCUAAAAACAGCGAGUGCUAUUGAAAGGAUUCAAAAUCUUCAAGCCGAUGGCACUUUAACUGGAGUUAUUGACGAUCGGGGGAAAUUCAUUUAUAUUUCGCAGGAAGAACUUGAAGCUGUUGCGAAAUUUGUUCGACAACGAGGUAGAGUUAGUAUAACCGAAUUAGCAGAACAUUCUAAUAAAUUAAUUAAUUUAAAUCCAUGCAAUACGGUAGAAGCUCAAUAAAGAAAUUAUUUUAUAGCGAAAA
Messenger RNA from Leptopilina heterotoma, 964 nucleotides. It is a transcript of the gene Ddrgk1, whose product is annotated as DDRGK domain-containing protein 1. NCBI's taxonomy places the organism in Eukaryota, Metazoa, Arthropoda, Insecta, Hymenoptera, Figitidae. The record is from RefSeq and is a predicted model, not a curated record. The coding region runs from base 76 to 942 and encodes 288 amino acids. The transcript has 2 exons.